Molecule: messenger RNA, 2187 nt
Organism: Nothobranchius furzeri (turquoise killifish)
Lineage: Eukaryota; Metazoa; Chordata; Actinopteri; Cyprinodontiformes; Nothobranchiidae
Product: ras-related protein rab7
Biological process (GO): phagosome-lysosome fusion; endosome to lysosome transport
Cellular component (GO): lysosome; late endosome; phagocytic vesicle
Molecular function (GO): GTP binding; GTPase activity
Source: RefSeq, a predicted model, not a curated record
GGAAGUGAAAGAAGAAGAGGCAGAGGGUAGUUAGCUGUCUGGCAGCAGACAAGCUCACUCUCUAGCAAAGUGCCAAAUCUUUACACCAGUUGUUGACAAAUUGCUUCGUCAAAACUAAAACACGUUCAUUUCGUAGCUACUACGUUUACUGCAUAUUUUUUUUUAUAGAUUUCUCUCAGGAGGUUGCGUAAUUACAUCUAAUCAACGUCUAGAGGUCCGACGAGCUAACCGAGCUAACGUAACGCUUAAUUUUGGUUAGCUUUCCUGAACAAUAACAGCUAGUUAGCUCCCGGCUUUGAAACGGUCAAGAAGUCACCUCUUCUGUGUGCUUCAACUUAAAACUGUGGAAAAAUGACAUCCAGGAAGAAAGUACUGUUGAAAGUUAUCAUUCUGGGAGAUUCUGGUGUUGGAAAAACCUCCCUAAUGAACCAGUAUGUGAACAAAAAGUUUAGUAACCAGUACAAGGCUACAAUAGGAGCAGAUUUCCUGACCAAGGAGGUAAUGGUGGACGACCGACUUGUUACAAUGCAGAUUUGGGACACAGCAGGCCAGGAGAGGUUUCAGUCUCUUGGCGUUGCGUUCUACCGUGGAGCGGACUGCUGUGUGCUGGUGUUUGAUGUGACUGCACCAAACACCUUUAAGACGCUGGACAGCUGGAGGGAUGAGUUUCUAAUCCAAGCCAGCCCUCGAGAUCCAGAGAACUUCCCCUUUGUGGUGCUAGGCAACAAGAUUGACUUGGAGAACAGACAGGUGACCACUAAAAGAGCUCAGGCUUGGUGUCAGAGUAAGAACAACAUCCCCUACUUUGAGACCAGUGCCAAAGAAGCCAUAAAUGUAGAACAGGCAUUCCAGACUAUUGCACGAAACGCCCUGAAACAGGAGACAGAGGUGGAGUUGUAUAACGAGUUCCCGGAGCCCAUAAAGCUGGACAGGAAUGAUAGAGCUAGAGCUUCUGCAGAAAGCUGCAGCUGCUGAGAGACGACGUGGACCAUCUGCUCUCGCUCCCGGCUUUCUUGAACAGCCCCAGUCAUCGCCCUGUUACAUCUCAUAAACCUCGCUCCCAGGGAAACCGCUUCCCUGCUGGUCUUCCUCUCACACACAGACACACACACACCGCUCAUUCCAUUGACACACUGCACAUAGAUCUAUGUCGUCCCCACUUAGUACAUAAAUUAAUACACUAGUGCACAAUUUAUUUUAAUGAAGAUGGCUCCAGCAGGUCACAGAAAUGGAGAAACCACCCUUUUGACCUGACUUGUAAUCAAUUGAACUCCUGUCCUGAACCAUACUAGCCAGGCGUGACAUCUGAUUUUCACUCCCAGAGGACAAGAUGGAGACUACAUCCAGAGUGGGAUUGGGGGCUCGGGGAUGGACUGGCUGGUGCUCUGUAUUAAGAUGUUGGCUUAUCCCAAGAAAAGGCAUCCCAAAUAUCGUAUCCUCUGCUUUCCGCUUGCUUUCUUUUUGCCAAUUAGAGAAAAGAAACAAUAAAAUGUAUGUUUAUUUGGCUGAUGCUACUUUAAAGCCAAUCUGAAGCGCGUUUGUUUUGCACUUUUUUGUUUGCUUUUUGCCUUUCAAGGGGGGUGACUGAUUUUUGAGAGACAUCUUCUAUUAAAUGCCUUUUGUUCAUGUUUGCGUACUUUAUUCCUUUUUCAGAGAUAUCUCCUAGAACGAUCCAGCGAUUGUAUUGCCUUUUUCACUUCAGGAGUAGGAUCUCUAACUGCCUCACACCGCUGGAACAUAUGUUACUGUGUUAAAUAAGAGCUGAUAAGGCAGUCAGUCACAUUGUAAAAUGUUAAUACGUUGAUAUAUAAGGUUUGCCUUUAAUGCAACUUUUCUUGUUCUGCUACUAUUCCUGCUGUAUGUGUUACGUCCUCAUGAGACACCUCCCAGUGCUGAAAAUGAUUCCUAUACGUGUCACUGACACUGCGUACACCUGUCUUCUGUCAUGUCUUCUGCUGUAUUAUCUGCUUGUAGCUCAGGUUGGCUAAUAUUUUUAACCAAUCGUGUAUCACAGUGUAUAGAUGGUGAAGAACUGAAUAAAAAUGAUGUUCCUUCUUUCCAUAUAAAGAAAAUAUCAACUAUUUGCUCUGGUAUUACUUGUUUAGUUUUUUUCCUUACAGUAAACAACUGCAAUGCCAAUGAUGUUGUAAAAAAAUCAUCAAAUAAUAAAACUCUUGAAUAUAUCAA